UACCUUUGGACUAGCAAAUAAAAGGUAGAGUUGUCUCCCUUGUCGUUACUAGCGGUCGUUACCGACAUGUCUGACUGGACGGAUAUUCUACCGAGAUACAUGAAGAAAUAAAACGCUCCAACUAUCCUCCACCGGUCUUUUUUUUGGACGGAGAUGGUCUCGCGCGGAAUAACGGAUUUGUGAAGCUAUGGCGCUCGGGCACGGCUCCAAAAAGUCGCGCUCCUGUGAUUUGGAGGUAGCGCCAGCUCCUGUGGACCUGCCAUUGGAAUGGGUGGGGCCCGGUAACGAAGCCUCCAUGACGUCCUCUAAGAUGUUGAGACGACCCUGCAGGUGUCUCCUAGCCUUCCUUAUCAUCGUCACCAUCAUCAUCCUCUCGGGAGGAGCAACUCUGGCAUGGUACUUCCUGGAGUACAGGGUGUGGGUACUGGAGCCCAGGGUACAACAGCAGUAUACUGCUAGACUCUCUAUCCUCAACAGGAACUACUCCUCUGGUCUCUCCUCUCACACCAGCCCAGCCUUCACAGCCCAGGCAAAGGAAGUACAAGAUAUGGUGAGGAGGAUAGUGAAGGGCUCAGACCUAUCUCGCUACUUCAACUCCACCAAAGUCUUUGCUUUUGGGGAGGGAAGUGUGGUGGCACACUUCUGGCUGGUACUGUCAGUCCCCGACAGCCAUGUUGGUAAGGUAACUAUGGAGCGAGUCAGCAGCUGCCUACACAGUCUACUAGGGGCCUACAGAGGGAGCGACAGAGAGGAGACUGCUAACUAUGGAGAAUAUCUGUUGCAUCUUCCCUCUUUCUCUAUCACAGAAACAGACCCCAAAGUUGUAGAACUUUUGAAAGCUUCAUUUGACUGCUACAGGUACCAGGUGGUCAGCUCCAGCACAGCGGUGGCUAUGAGGGGACCUAACACCCAGCGCUCGUCCUGCCUUUGGCACCUCAGGGCCCCGCAAGGCUCCAGCACCCAGAGUUUCAGACUGGAGCUGAGGAUGGAGUGGCUGCUACCAGAGUGUAGAGAUAGACUGGCUGUCUAUGAUGGUUUAACACCUACUGAUACUCACCUCAUCACCUCUCUGUAUGGCUGCAGCAGACAAGAGCGUGUUGUUCAUGUGUUGUCAUCAGGAGAGUGGAUGACAGUGGUCUGGAAACAGGGUCUCUACAACUACAAAGACCCCUUCUCCCUGUCUGCACAGGCCUGGACCACUGAAAUGUGUUCCUCCAACAUAGAGCUGCAGCCAGUAUCAGGGGUACAGGGUAGUCUACGUACCCCCUUCUAUCCCAGCUACUACCCACCAGACACCAACUGUACCUGGACAUUCACUGUGCCCUCUGCAGACUAUGGACUAUCACUGGAGUUUGAAGGUUAUGAGCUGAGCAGGGCCAACUAUAACCAGGCCUGUACACAGGGACAGUGGAUGGUACAGAACCGCAGGUUCUGUGGGACGAGAGGUCUCCAGCCGUAUGCUGAGCGCCUCUACCUCCUCUCCACGGCAACCAGAGUUGUCAUGACGUCCGAGGUGUCAAUCACAGGGCCUGGACUCCAGGUCCACUACAGCCUCUUCAACCAAUCAGAUCCAUGUCCUGGUCAGUUCCUGUGUACUCUAAAUGGUCUGUGUGUUCCAGCCUGUCCUGGUCAGUUCCUGUGUACUCUAAAUGGUCUGUGUGUUCCAGCCUGUGACGGCAUUAAAGACUGCCCCAACGGACUGGACGAGAGGAACUGUGUGUGUAUAGCCCAGUACCAGUGUCCAGAGGACAGUCAGUGUGUUGACUACUUCAAGGUGUGUGACCAGCACCCAGACUGCCUUGAGGCCAUGGAUGAAGAGAACUGCACAGAGGGUGUACAGUGUACAGACAAGACGUAUGUGUGUGCUGAUGGGACAUGUCUGAAGAAGCCGAACCCAGAGUGUGACUUCAUCACCGACUGUCCUGAUGCCUCCGAUGAGAGACACUGUGACUGUGGUCUGAGGCAGUUCACCAGUCGCGUUGUGGGAGGAGUCAACGCUACUGAAGGGGAGUGGCCAUGGCAGGUCAGCCUUCAGAUCGGUGGACGUCAUGUCUGUGGGGGGGCUCUGGUCUCCAGCCAAUGGGUGGUGUCCGCUGCCCACUGUUUCUAUGAUGACCGUCUCUCUCCCAGAGCGUGGACGGUCUACCUAGGUAAGUUCCUAUUGAACCGCAGCAGUCAGAUGGAGGAUGCCAUUCGGGUGCAACAGAUCCUCCUACACCAGUACUACGAUGACGAGACACACGAUUAUGACUUGGCUUUGCUGCGACUGGAGAGACCUGCAGCCCCAGGCACCCUGGCCCAGCCCGCCUGCCUGCCGUCACCUACACACCAGCAAGAACCUGAGCUACUCUGUUGGGUCACGGGCUGGGGGGCGCUACGUGAAGGAGGCACUCCCAGUAACGUGCUGCAGAAGGUGGACGUGCGUCUGGUGAGCGAGGAGGCCUGCUUCCGUUCCUACGGUUACAUGGUCACUCCCAGGAUGUUGUGUGCCGGCUACCGCAGCGGAGAGAAGGAUGCCUGUCAGGGUGACUCGGGCGGUCCGUUGGUCUGCCAGGAGAACUCGGGUCGUUGGUUCCUAGCGGGCGUGGUCAGCUGGGGAAAGGGGUGUGGCCGGGCCGACUACUACGGCGUCUACACCCGCGUUACCAAACUCACCGGCUGGAUCAAAGAACACAUCUCUGGACCUGGCUGACCUUCAUCAUUCUCACCAUCAUCAUCAUCAUCAUCAUCCCAAAACAUUGUUAUCAUGUAGUAAUUGUUGUGAUCUAUUCUCUGUGUCAGUCCUUAGUAUAUUUAGAUGUCCGUCAGGGUUUUAACAGUGUCAUUGACCUUCUGGCACCAAAGUUCAUCAACCUAACAAGCAGACUUUCUGUCUCCUCUGGGCAAAUACACACUCUGCAGUUUUGGGCUCUACAUUCAACACUGCCACCUAGUGGAAGUUGUUAGAAUUACAACAUAAUUAAGACCUACCAUACCAAGGCAAUAGGCCCCUCAAAUUCAAAUCUGCUUUUGUUCAUUCAUCCCCUAAUCAGGGAUGGAUUUACACCUGCGACACCAGGUGUGUGCAAUUAAUUAUCAGGUAGAACAGAAAACCAGCAGUACUCUGCACCUCGUAGGGUCAGAUUUGAAUGCACCUGCAAUCGUCCUUGAUUCCUUCAUCGAAUGUUUGUCUGUUUAUAUACUGCUGUGGAUUGGAAUGGGUUAUGCACAGAUCAUUUCAGUCAGUGCACUACACUUGAAAUGCUGAUUGCUUUCAGUGUAUUUCAUUACAUGAUCUAAGGUUUCUGAUGAAAGCCAUUGAAGGCUGAAACGUCAAUCUUUAAAAUGGUGAGCGUGACUUGCGCUGUUUCCUUUUCAAUUACAUGAUGUUCAUCUUUGAAAAUUAGAGCUAGAGCUUGUAAACCUUUCAAAACACAAGGGAAUCCUAACUGCCACCCUAUUCCCUCUGGGCUCUGGUCUAAAGUAGUGCACUAUAUAGGGAAUAGGGCGCCAUUUGGAACGCCACCCGUGAGGGUCGGAGUCAUCAGGAGGUUUCAUCAAUAAACCAGCAGAACUGUAAGGGUUUUAUUGGAGUGUUAAAUUAGAACGGGAUGUUUCUGAGUACUGUUGGGUUUGGUACCCAGAGAGAGUCUAGUCUAUUACACACA
Molecule: messenger RNA, 3647 nt
Organism: Oncorhynchus mykiss (rainbow trout)
Lineage: Eukaryota; Metazoa; Chordata; Actinopteri; Salmoniformes; Salmonidae
Source: RefSeq, a predicted model, not a curated record